AUGUACGACAUUCGUUCAGACGGAGAUCUUGCUAAUUCAAUAAAUUCUGUUGUCUGGUUCAAUGCGAGUGUGAAUGAGUCUCACAUUAUGGGAUAUUGCUAUUUUUCUAAAGACUUUAACAGAAAUCUCAGUAAACGUUUGGAACGGACAUUCAGGAAUGUUUUACGGAUAAACCCAAGCACAUAAGCCAUUGAGGAAAUAUUCAUACUUUAUUAGCAUACACUAUCACUGGGUAUGGGCACUUGUUGAAUUAUGACAAGUAAAUAAUUAAAUUGUAAUUAGUAUAUUCUUGAUUUAUAUUUUCCACUUAGUUCAGGAAUAAAAUAGAUUUGAUGAAUGAAGAGAUGUUUGUAUCAGCUUUGAGCUGAUGUAAUUAUUUGAAAGAAACUGUUCAAACAUGAGAGAUUAUUGAUUUAAAGACUGGAGCAAUCACCACAGAAACCAGUGGAAUCCUACGACUGGUUGCGUCACUUUAAGCUCAAUACAACUAAAUAUGUUUGCUUUGCUUUUAAUAAAUCACUUCCAAUAUUUUUGUUAGAAAUCAUUUCUGAACUAAUAAUUCUAAAGAAGUUUGUCUCAAAGUAUUCUACACGCAGCCACUCUACAUUCAUUUUGAUAAAAUCCAGACUGAAAUCUAAAGAGCUAAAUUACAAUUUAAAAAAACCCUCACCUUAAAAUAAGCAAUAAGACAGUGAGGAAAAAUGAUAAGCUUUACAAUAGGUCGCCGGCUUGCAAAUCACAGCACGCCUGCCCGCAACGCCAAUGGCAGCACACGGUGUGAGUUUAUAAGAUUGGUCAUGGCAAUUAGUAAUGUGUGGAUCUUCAGACAGACUCAGUAUCUGCACAUUCUGAUCUCUGGAACCCCUGCCGUUACCUCUUUAAGGGAAAUGACUCUUUAAAGUGACAUAGUGCCUCCUGUGUAUAAAUCAAUAAUGAAUGUAGUAGGAAGGACGGUGAUUUAUUUAAGUGACCCUGAAUCAGCCUAUUCUUCGUUUCUCGUUGUGGCUCAGUUUAUUUGUGCAGGGAGCCAAUCCAUCUAUCUGAACGCAGGCAGUCUAGUAGCAAUAGUUGAGCAUCAUGGGAAAUGUAGUUCAAAAACAUCUGCUGUGCCAGAAAGGCUUAUCCUUCAUAACUGCGAAGGCUCCGGGGCUAAUCUGACCUUAUGUCUGCACCUGAUUCAACCCAAUACUAGAACAUUAAGCACAUGAACAACAGACACAAAGGACUUUUUAUUGAAUGCAUUUUACCGCUACUUAAUAUUCAUGGGUCUUUUUUUCCAGAAAGGCUGGUCUCUCAUUUUAUAAGCAUUUUUUUUCUGGAACUUCCAUCUUCCAAGAUCUUAGGAGGUCUCACCUUCCUGUGGUAGAGCCAACAUCUUUACCAGACCAGAUUCUGGGUAGACCCCAAACAAUUGAAAGGAGAAUGUCCUCUAAGAUACAUGACAUUACCUGGUCUGACCAUGCCCACUGUAUGGUCGGCACUCAAAUCGCCAUUAGAUGUAUUUAUUCAUUCCAAUCGCUGAGGUUUGAGAAGUGAAAGGGUACACUAUCUGAACUUACUUACCUUAACAAAAGUAAUCCUUCCCCUCUCACAGGAAAGGUGGAGAUUGUGAGGGUAGAACUAAACGCCCUUCACUUUUAUUUAGCAAUUUGUAUCUCUCUAGAUUAAAAUAAAGUUUUUACUCAAAUGAUAAUAAUGGUAACAAAGCCUCUUCAUUAUUGUUGGUAAAUCUCUGCAAGAACCCAAACGCAAGCAACUUACCUUUUAGAUCCAUUCAGUAACAAUAUAAUAAACUGAAUAUGAUAGAAGACUUUAUAACUUAAAAUCAGUCCAAAUACUCCCAACCCACAGUGCCAACUAUGGAGACAUUUCUUUUAUCUUAUGAUUUGUCCCAGAUAUCAGUCAGUCUAUCAAGAUCUCUGCAAACCUAUGAGGGGAUUGAGAAAAACAUUUUAAUUCUAGCUGAAGGAAAGGUCCCCGGCUCUGGUGGCUUUACAAAUGUCUACUAUGAGAAAUGGUCCCACUCACACGUUCUACUCUAUAAAAGCAUUUCAGUGUAUGACAGCUGGCACCAUACUCAAAGAUCUUCAGACAUAAAUUAUAACCUACUCAAAAACAGGCAAAUUAAUGGUAGUUGUGCCAAAGUUAGUCUGAUAUCACUUAUGAAGGCAGAUCCUAAGCUUUAUGCCAAGAAUUGAGCAGAAACUCUAUUGUCUAUUAGAAUUGGGAUUGUCUAUUAGUCUAUUAGGAUCACAUUGAUUUUGUUUUAUACAAAACAUUUGGUUUGCCCAAACUGAGAAAGGGGUGUAUGCGGGAUUGAGAAAGAGCUGCAUGGGGGAUUGAGACAAGGAUGUAUGGGGGAUUGAGAAAGGGGUGUACGGGAUAUUGAGAAAAGGGUGUAUAGGGGAUUGAUGAAGAGGUUUAUGGGGGAUUGAGGAAGGGGUGCAUGGGGGAUUGAUUAGGUGGGAUUGAGGAUGCAGUAUAUGGGGGAUUGAGUGGGGAAAUUUUAGAAGGGGUACCACGUGAAAAGGCAACACAUUUAAAAUCCGUAGAGAGAAUGCCAGUGGGUUAAAUAAGGAUAAGUGCUGGGAAUGACCUGAGAAAGAAAUUAAAUUGGAAAGAGAAAAAGAUAUAAUGCGAGGGGAACGUGUAAGUGAAUGGAAGAAAGAAUUGGAUGAAGGAAUAAUAAGCAGUGAAUGAGAAGAGAGGAAAGAGGAUAAUGGAAAUGCAGAGAAAAAUUUCUCCCGCAUCUUGUCUGCACUAAGUAUUAAAUCAGCUGCAGUUAGAAGCCAAAGAUGGGAGCCAAUCACAGCGCUGUCAGUAUCCCAAGACGCCUGUGAUUGGCUGUCUCAGAGAGCCCCACGGGAGAGAGGGAGAGAGAUAAAAUAAAUGUAGAAGAGACUUCCCCCCCCCCCCCUCCUUCCCACCUAACCCAGCUGUGUGACUCCUGGGCUGCAGUAACACAGUAACAUAUACACUGCACACACACAUACAGAGCAUCCUCGCAACUCUGUAUCCCAUAUCUCACUUCCAUCCUGCUCAGCUGUCCCCGAGCCUCAUUCACUCACCCAUUCACACACACGACACGCUCACCUUAUUACUUCAUCCAAAUCUCGACAUUCCCCAGAGGAAGAGACAAACAGGUCCGUAACAACGCACGCGACACUUGCACCGCAAUCACAAGCACACACACCUCUCCUCGCAGUCUGCAGCAUGGCAACACCAACUCAGAGAAGCGAGAAAGGUAGGAGCUGCAUGCAGUAUUCCGGAUUUAAUGCGGGGAUUGUUAACCCUUUACUAAAGUGACUUAGAAGCCACGCCAAGCUCCACGAUGGCAGCCAAGAGGUUAAUAAUAGUAUGUUUGUAGAUAGUCUGCAUGGAGAGAAAAACAGGUCGGGAUGUAUCUGCAUCCUAACAGCAUUGCAAGGGUUAAUAUAUCCAGAGUUAAUUCAUCUCCUUAAUGUCUUUCUGUCUGUUCUUGGAGGUUAUCAUUAGGAGAAGCAGCCCCUUGUUAUUCCAAUAGAACAUUUACUGCAGUGAAACCCCCACCCCCAGCAGCUUUACUGCAGGUGCAUUGCGGUGUCCCUACACCUCCCCCACGCACAGAGUCUGCAGCAAGCCAUACUGCAUGGGGUUAAUGCAAUAGCCCCAUUUCUUCCCAGAGAGGGGUUAACUGUCUAUACUAAAUAAUGGCUGGGUUUGACAUUUCUUUUCAUAUUGAAUCUCGUGUAUUUCUGGUCCUUAUAAUUUAACUAUACUUGCAGUUUGUGUUUUAUAUUAAGCAGUGAUUUAAUGAAUGUCCUUGGGGGGGAGGGGGUCUAUAGCAAUGUACUGCCUAUUCCUUGGCACUCAGAGGGUAAUAACCCCAAUACACCAUUACGUACCCUAACAUUUAACCCAUUCAGUGACACGGCUUUAUAGGUCAAUACCUCUACCUAUGGUUUCUUAAAAGGGUUACCGAUGACAUUGGAGGCUGGGGAGGUGUCUUAGAAGGAUUCAAUGCUAAGAAUUUGGGAGAUGGGAAGAGAAAGCAGAGUUUGCCCUACAUUCUCUGUGAGACCUCCUGGCAGAGAGUGAUAGGAGUGUGCUUACCAUGAACUCACCUCUCCCUGGUGACUAGAGGUAUCUGAAAGCAUAGUCUGGGCAUGAACCUCUGCCUUCAUCUAAAUACAGCAUCUCCCAUUGUCAGUGUUAAAUAGGGCGAUGAUUGUGUGAAUACCUGGAAAAAUGUCAGGGUUAAUGUAUUAAUAUAGUGCAGUCAUUCAUCCACAAUCAGUAAUCAUAGACCCGUGAGAAGGGCUGACUAUAACUCCCAUCAUUCAUUUACCCAAUCAUUUUAAUAAGAGGACCGGCCAAAGCAAUAAGGGCAGGUAGUCAGGAUCUCUCAGGAUCAGAGGGUCCAUACGGAUCUUCAUGAAUGAAGCUUCCCAGAUCACACAGUGCUCUUCCAGACUACUGGGCGAUUUUAAAGCUAGCACUCUACUUCCCCAUUCAUCACUGAUGCUACUUGUUACCAAGGUUUCUGUGUCAAAAACAAAACCGUUAAGUUACAAUAUUUUUAGUUCUUUGAAAGGAAAGCAAAAACGGAACAAUUCCUCGAUAUCCGUACAAGCGGCCUGUUUUCGGGUUCUCUUUCGAGGGAGCAAUGGAUACUUUGCAGAUAUCAGCAUUUAUUCCGCACACCUUGUGCUUUCUACUGACCUUCAUCUGCCGAGGGUUAAACAAAUCAAUUGCAAUAAUCUAUGAAUAGGGAUGACUGCAAGUCAAUGGGAAUCUUAGCUUCACACAAGACAUUGCUUGGAAUGUACGUAUUCAUUCUCUCAUUAUUUGCCUGGUCAGUCACCUAGCAACUGAUGUGGUCCAGAUCUCAUACUUGCAGACUCAGUCUUAUUGCAUUCCUUGAACACAUGUGCCCUGUGCACCCAAUAGCAUGCAUGGCGUUCUCUGCACGCGGCUUUAUUAGGAGAGGGUGGAGUGCUGCAGAUGCUGCUGUGAUAUUGCAGUAUAAUCAGUGGUGUAUCCUGGUUUUGUGCUGCCCUAGGCAGGACAAAACUCAAGCGCCCCCCAACCCUCCCCCCUCCUCACGCGCGACCCCCACCCAUCCCUUCCCCCUGCCCCGCCUUCUAAAUACACACACACACACAUUCACUGACAGAUACGCAUACGCUAGCUAACAGAAACACACACUCACUGACACACACAGACACACACUCACACACUAGCAGACACACACACACUCACUGGCAAACAUACACACACACACACAAACACUCACUCACUCACUAGCAGACACACACACUCAUUGAAACACACACACUCACAGGCAAGCACACACUCACUAACAGACACUCACUAACAGACACACACUAGCAGACACACACUAGCAGACACACACACACUCACUGACACACACACUCACAGGCAAACACACACACACACCCUCACUAACAGACACACUCACUAACAGACACACACACUAACAGACACACUCACACACAUACUAACAGACAUACACACACACUCACUCACAUUAACACAUUUUUUUUAACCCCCUCCUUACCUUUGGGAGUGCUGGGGGGGAAGGGGUUCUCUAUCUCCCUGGGGGUCCAGUGGCUGCUGGGCGGUCUGGGGGCGCUGGGCGGGCGGCUGGUGAGGGAGCACUUCCUCUGAGCACUCUGCUCAGCUCCCUCGCGCGCCUCAGAGUGAGGCUGGGAGCCGGAAUAUGACGUUAUAUGAAGUGCUCCCUCGCCAGCCGCCCGCCCGGCAUAUCAGUUAGCCGCAAGGCUAACAAGGCAUUUGCCCUGGGCAUUUGGGGUGCGGCUAAAACGUCCCUGAUCAAGUAUCAGCGCUACAGAAUAGGAUGGCGCUAUCUUUAAAACAAUUGUGGAUUUUUCAAUACAAUUAGGAAAAAAAUAAAUAAAAAAUAAAAAAUGAGAACAGAGAAUAUCCAUGUAGAAGUUAUAUUGUUAAAGGGAAGGUAUAUUUUUGUAACAAAUGUACAUAUAUUAUUGUCACCAAGCAGAGAAUUACAGGACAUCAAAGGGGAAUUCCAAAACUUUAUGCCAUAAGAGGAUGUUGAGGACGAGAAUGUUUCCAGUCACUGUUGGCAUUAAAUGGUUAAAUUUACAAUUCUUUAAUUGGUAAUCCAUAAUGUUCACUAUAGUGAUUAAAUCACGUUAGAAAUCUGGGAUAUUUCUCGUGUAAUCAGUGUGAAUCUCACAUACUGAAGAUUCAGUGUAUGAACGAAUACAAAAACAUAAUGGCUUGUUCGUUAUAAAGUGAAUUAUGGAAUAUUAAAUCAUUCAGCCUAUCCAUGCUGUGACCUUCACUGAAGCCUUGAUUUAAUAUCUUUGGAUUUUCCAAUGAUGAUCCCAAUCUGUUACAAAGACUUUCCAAAUGAUUUAUCUACAGACGUUGCCAUUAUAGUCGAUGGGAAUGUUUGUAACGGAUUGGGAUGAUUUGUAAAGCGUAUUCAAAAACAUUAAAUUGUCCUAAACUGGAGAAUAUUUAAAAACUGCUUGUUUGGCCUAAAUGUAGCAAUUUGCAUUCUAGCUCACUACAUAGUACAUAGUUACAUGUCUGAAAAGAGACACGUGUCCAUCGAGUUCAGUCUUUCUAACAUCGGUUUUUGCUGUUGAUCCAAAGGAACGCAAAACAUGCUUUCCCAUUUUUUAACAAAUGAGGAAAACAUUCCUUAUUGACCCCAGAACGGCAGUCAGAUCUCUCCUUGGAUGAAGAAUUCUCUAAUUAUAUAAACUCGAUGAUUAAUCACUAGACCAGGUCUACUAUCAGACCUGAUUUCUAUGGAACAAUCCUGAUUUUGGGAUCAUGCCCUGCCAUCACAAUGUUGUUCCCUUAUGUCCUGUAUCUGGGGACACCAGGGAGCAUUUUGCAGGGUCCUGUAGGGAGUGGGAGGCUGUCAGUAGGCCUGGUCUGACAUGGGCCCUUUAGUGGGCAGGCCUUCCCCUUUUUUGCACAUGACCUGAUCUCAUACCUGCCAGUGUUGGGAGAAAUAUAAAAUCAAAUCCAUUCCUGCCUUGAGGCGUGUGAUCAGCGCUCCUUCACCGGUUCCUGCACAUAGGAGGGCAUUGUGAUAAAGCAUUAAAACAUAGCAUAGUUUAGUUCCUGCACUCUGUGAGUCACGCAAUGCAAUACUCAGCACAGGCAGUAGGUUGCCCCCCUGCCAUGAGCACUGACCUCUUACUCCACCCAUUAUCACUAUUCCCACUGACCUGGUCCAUGCUUCUUGCCAACCUAUACUGCCCAUUACUUCUGCACUGCUCUUGCUGCCCACAAUACCAAUUCCUAAUUCCUGCCCACCUGCCUAACCUCUAAUUGUUGCCCAGCCCCUAGUUCUUGCCCACUUACCCAGCUAGCUGUAUCCUUUACAAUAUAUCUUCACAUUUACUACAUUAAACAUUAAUAAUCAAUAUCUAGACUGAAUUUUUAAAAUAAAAGGAAAAAAUAGAAUAAAAUGCUCCUAGAUUUUACUUUACGAUCUCACUGGAGCGUCAGUGACCGUUUCAGGAGUUUUGUAAAAUGUAGGUCAUAAUAGAUGGGUUACAAUAACUUUUCUAUUUGUACGAUUUGUCCCCGAUCUUCGAUGUCAGCCGUGAUAUGAAUAUAGCACUCCAGAUAUCAUUGUAAUUAGAUUUAGUAAAUAGACGUGGCCUUUGUCUAUGCAGCAGUGGUGGGAUGAAUUCUACAGAAAGCAAUAAAUGAUACAGAGGACCUAUCAUGGGAGUCGGGAUGGUUUAUAGGUAUGACGUGUAUUCCUUAUUAAAGUCUUAAACAUGUCAGUAGCAUUACUAGUUGCAUUGCAACUGAUCUCCAUAUCUCUUUGUUAUUUAUGGGAUUCUUUAAGUAAAGGCCAUUCUAUUCAUAUAGACAACUAAGGCCACAAGUGGGCGACAGCGAGGCGUGGGUUGGCUCCUGAGUGCUCUGGGCACCUCACAUAUGGCUGCACAUGUCCACAAGCAUGUCUCAUUCUCUCUCACAGGGAGUUAAUGCCUUUACUAUACUCUAUACGGUGAAAGCACAUCCAAUGACACACGUGUUGUCGUUUCGCCUGCAUUUCAUUUCAGGGGACAUACCUGGGCAGGAGGAACAUGAGCCCUAUAUUGGACUGCCCUGACAAAUCUGGGACUGUUGAUACGUUAAUGAAGAAAGAAUAAUAUAUACAUAAUAGAGCCAUUAAUAUUCUUUAAAUGAUUCAUUUUGCUGUUGUUUUCUAGAAAUUCCUCCACCCUCUCACUGAUAGGUGUGAAUAGUGUUCUAGAUUAAUAGUCAGAGAUCUGUUGGGUUUGUGCGGAGUUGUGUGAGUGGAGCAGAUCAAGGUGUUUCUCGAGGAGAUUUGUCUUUCCGAUAUCUCUGUAAUGAAGGAUGAAAGGUACAGUCUGUAAGCCUGCGGCCUGCCCUCAUACUUCCUUCCAUCUGCUAUCCCUCCUCGGUGUGGUUAAUGGAGGGAUUCCUCCAGCACUUGUCAGGAGCAGUGAGCUGUGAAUGUGCUGACUGCAAGGCUUUCGUACAGACUGAUUGAAUGAAGACAAGCUAGAAAUACUGCAGUGAAGACUCCUCGAAGGUCUCUAAGGUCCCAAAAGUGCUUGUCUCUCUCCGUCUUGUCUUUCAGUUUGAUUUUUAUUUGCUAUAUCUGUAUUUAGAUUACUAGAGAUUAUUGAAACUGACUCUGCUUUUCUCCUUCUUCGAGCCCCUAUCUCAUACCUUGUUCUUUCUCCUAGAUCUUGCUCUCUCUCCAUCUCUCUCUUCUUGCCUAAUCUCACAUUCUCUAUUUCUCCCUUUCUCUUUGUCUGAUCUCACUCUCUCUCUCCAACCACAGAUACCCAGAAAUAACCAACCUACAGGCAUAGAUACCCAUAUACCCAGAAAUAACCAACUUACCGACAAAGAUACCCAGAAAUAACCAGCCUACAGAGACAUAUAACCAUAUACCCAAAAUAACCAGCCUGUGCUCAUAGUAACUGUUCAUAAUGACCUUGUAUUAUUAUUUUAAUUAAUCCAGGGUCUUUCUAGAAUAAAACCAUGGGAUGUUUUAGAAAACCAAUACCGAGACCCAAAAGAAAUCGAGUCUUAGAGAGGAUGGGGAAGUGAUAAUAGUAUUAGAAGGAUGGGUGAACUAAUUGCAGGAAUAAAAGUCAUCUGGGUAACAAACUGCAUGGGGUAGGGGGAAAGAUGAUGAAAUGAUACAAUUGAGUGUCAUAGACUGAUGCUAAAAGUUGGUAGACUUGGAUCAGUGAGGGCAAGAGGGUAGUAAUACUAUAGUGGUGGAAUAAGAGCAGAGCAGAUGGUAUGGUGGUAGAAUGAGGACAGGGAGGGGCUGGUUGGUGGUGGAAGGAGGACAGGGAGGAUUGAUGGUGGAAGGAGGACAGGGAGGAUUGGUGAUAGAAGAAAAAUAGGGAGAAUUGGUGGUAGAAGGAGGAUAGGGAGGAUUGGUGGUAGAAGGAGGAUAAGGAGGAUUGGUGGUAGAAGGAGGACAGGGAGGUUUGGUGGUAGAUGGAGGGCAGGGAGAAUUGGUGGUAGAAUGAGGACAAGGACGAUUAGUCGUAGAAGGAGGACAGAGAGAAUUGGUGAUAGAUGGAGGAUAGGGGGGAUUUGUAGUAGAAGGAGGACAGGGAGGAUUGGUGGUAGAAGGAGGGCAGGGAUGAUUGGUGGUAGAAGGAGGACAGGGAGGAUUGGUGGUAGAAUGGGGACAGGGAGGAUGGGUGGUAGAAGGAGGACAGGGAGGAUUGGUGGUGGAAUAAGGACAGGGAGGAUUGGUGGUAGAAUGCGGACAGGGAGGAUUGGUGGUAGAAUGAGGACAGGGAGGAUUUGAGGUAGAAGGAGGAUAGGGAUAAUUGGUGAUAGAAGGAGGACAGUGAGGAUUUGUGGUAGCAGGAGGAUAGGGAGGAUUGGUGGUAGAAUGAGGACAGGGAGGAUUAGUGGUGGAAUGAGGAUAGGAAGGAUUACUGGUAGAAGUAGGAUAAGGAGGAUUGGUGGUGGAAGGAGGAUAAGGAGGAUUGGUGGUGGAAGGAGGACAGGGAGGCUUGGUGGUGGAAUAAGGACAAUGAGGAUUAGUGGUAGAAUGAGGACAGGGAGGAUUAGUGGACAGGGAGGAUUGGUGAUAGAAGGAGGACAGGGAGGAUUGCUGGUAGAAUGAGGAUAAGAAGGAUUGAUGGUAGAAAUAUGGACAGGAAGUAUUGGUGGUGGAAGGAGGACAGGGAGGGUUGGUGGUAGAAGGAGGACAUGUAAGUAGAAGGUGGAUAGGGAGUGUUGGUGGUGGAAUGAGGACAGGGAGGAUUGGUGGUAGAAGGAGGAUAGGAAGGGUUGGUGUUUGAAGGAGGAUAGGACCUAUUGGUGGUAGAAGGAGGACAGGGAAGAUUGGUGAUGGAAGAAGGACAUGGAAGUAGAAGGUGGAUAUGGAGGGUUGGUGAUAGAAGGAGGACAGUGAGGGUUGGUGAUAGAAGGAGGACAGUGAGGGUUGGUGAUAGAAGGAGGACAGGGCCUAUUGGUGGUAGAAUGAGGACAGGGUUGAAGAGGGGAACGAUGUGGAAAGGAAACACACAGAGAGGCAAGAUAAAAUUAUCAUAUAAUUAAUACAUGAUACGGUGAGAGAUGAAGCCAAUAAUGUUGCAUGUUUUUCAUUAAAUAUAUAAUAACCCUAUUAUUUUAUUAUUACACAAAAAUAAGCCCUGCGCUCAGACUCCCACUACUCCUGGGCUGCAGCAAUGACCAUAGUGCACAUCAGUCCCAAUACAUGCAAUACAAACCAGGUAACUCUUUUCUUUGGUUUCUGUUAGUUUAUUAACUAGAUAUAUUGUAAGUCUCUGAUCAUUUCCUUCUCCGAUGGAUUGUUUAGAUAUUUUUUCAGGCAUCGUACCGGUUGAAUUCUUAGAGAUCGUUAUAGAUUCAGUGUUGGAUAUUGGUUUGUUUAUAGAUACACUCUGUAAUGACAUAAAUAGAUAUAUUCACAGAGCAGGUCUCCAUACGCUAGGCAUUGUGGGAUGUGUCGGGAUAAUAGGCGUCUGUCUUAGAGGAGGUUAAUAUCUAACGAUUCUUCUAGCUCAAUGUAUGGAUCAGAUUUCCAUAUCUACCUUCCGUUAAUCGUGUUAACUCUGUGAAAAGCAGAUUCGCUGUAAAUACUGGGUGACUUAUUGUUUCAUGGAAUGUCCUGCUAUAUAGAGAUAUAUUCUAUACAUCCUAUUUCAUAAAGUUAGACUACCAAAUCUCUGUUGCUAUAGCAACAGUUUAGGGACUUUGUUAACUAAACAUUUUGCCACAUUGUAGUGUCAUUACUUUCAUAUUUUGCAGAAAGUAGCAGAAUAACUCCAUAUUUCAUUAAUAAGGCUGCGUUCUACCAGAGAAAGCUGUAAUGCAUCCACUCAUUAUAAGAGGAUGAUAGUCUGAGAGAGGACAGGGGGCAGGAAGAUGUUACCUGUAGUGAAUUGAUUUGGGAAUAUAGCAGUUUUAUUUUAACCUGUAGUUUUACAAACGGCCACUUGAAGGAGCAUCUGAGCUAUAAUUCAUUUACGGAAAUUGCUGCAUAGAAACAUAGAAUGUGACGGCAGAUAAGAACCAUUCAGGCCCAUCUAGUCUGCCCAAUUUUCUAAAUACUUCCAUUAGUCCCUGGCCUUAUCUUAUAGUUAGGAUAGCCUUAUGCCUAUCCCACGCAUGCUUAAACUCCUUUACUGUGUUAACCUCUACCACUUCAGCUGGAAGGCUAUUCCAUGCAUCCACUACCCUCUCAGUAAAGUAAUACUUCCUGAUAUUAUUUUUAAACCUUUGUCCCUCUAAUUUAAGACUAUGUCCUCUUGUUGUGGUAGUUUUUCUUCUUUUAAAUAUAGUCUCCUCCUUUACUGUGUUGAUUCCCUUUAUAUAUUUAAAUGUUUCUAUCAUAUCCCCCCUGUCUCGUCUUUCCUCCAAGCUAUACAUGUUAAGAUCCUUUAACCUUUCCUGGUAAGUUUUAUCCCGCAAUCCAUGAACCAGUUUAGUAGCCCUUCUCUGAACCCUCUCUAAGGUAUCAAUAUCCUUCUGAGGAUACGGUCUCCAGUACUGUGUACAAUACUCCAAGUGAGGUCUCACCAGUGUUCUGUACAAUGGCAUGAGCACUUCCCUCUUUCUACUGCUAAUACCUCUCCCUAUACAACCAAGCAUUCUGCUAGCAUUUCCUGCUGCUCUAUUACAUUGUCUGCCUACCUUUAAGUCAUCAGAAAUAAUCACCCCUAAAUCCCUUUCCUCAUAGGUUGAGGUUAGUAGGGUAUCUUUAUGUGUUCUCUUCAUUGACUAUUUUAACGUCUUCUACAGAAGUUUCUAGCAGGGCAAUGGGGAGUCUGAUUGGAAAGCAAUUCUGUGUGCAUGCUCUGACUUGGCACUAGGCACAGCCUGUCUAAUGGCAGUUUAUCUCCUCACUAAUAAAGCAGUAUGUCAGUUUAACCGGAGUCUUAUUCACACUUAUUUAUCAAUAUACACAAAGUGUUUGUAUCUGCAUUGCACAAGACAUGAAAUCAGAUAAGUGAUACAGAGAGCAAUGGACAUGUUUGUAAACAAUAAUAUCAUCUUUACAAUCAUAACCAACAUACAGUGCUUAUAUCACAAUGGUACGAAGACACAAGGAGUGACUGCAUGAUACUAACUGCAAAUGGAAAAACUUGUAAAAAAAAACAAUACAGUCAUAGGUAGAUUAAUAGAAAAUGCAAUUAAAUACAAAUACGAGAAAUUAGUAAGUAGCACACUAAAUGUGCAUCAUUAAAUAUAUUGUGUCUACGGUGUACAUGUUUGAUAAAAACAUUACAUAUUAAACCAUCACCUGUCUCAUGAUCUGUGAACUGGGGAUUAUUAAACUGACACUAGGUCUGGGUUGGGGAACACAGUUAUUAAUAUUUUGGGUGAUAGAAAUUGGUUGCUAAACUUUUCAAUUGUAUAUAACACAUGGAUACUCUACCCCCUCACCCUUCCCCCCUCACCUUCCCUCCUUUCCUAUACUCCAACCAGCUGUAAAUACCUUCAUAUAACUGUUCCAUCUACCGGUAUAUCUCUGUUAUUCAGGCGUCACACUCAUACUCAGUGAAGCUCUGCAUUUUUCUCCCCACUUCCCACCCACCCUCCUCCUGCCCACCCGCACCAACCCAGGUCCCCCCUAAAUAUAUAGCAUGCUUCUCCAGCUGUUUGAGAUUCUCACUCAAUUAUCUCUUCAUUCCCUUUAUAUUUUACCAAUAGCUGCUUCUCUCUGUUAACUAUUUUAGACAUCACCUUAAAAUUCCCCCUGCUACCUUUUGUCUCAAAUCCCCACGGUAUCCUUUAGAUUGUAAGCUCAUGGCCAUCUAGCUAAGCACUUUGUAUAAAGAGCUCCAAUGGCUAGAUAUCAGCUUACGGGCAGGGCUCUCUCUACCUCUCGUUUUUGUCUGUGUAUAUUGUACGUUCUCAACUAACUUACAGCGCUGCGGAAUCUGUUGGUGCUUUAUAAAUACCAGUAAUAAAUAAAUAAUAAAUAGGAGACCGUUCCUCUACAGAUGUAUUUUUGACACACAUGUUCUGAAGGUAAUUUACAUUUAAUAGUUACAUAUUCUUUCACUUCUGAAAUAGCAAUCUAUUCCAAGAACAUAGGAGGUUUAUUGCAUUAUCAGUUCAAGGUUAAUUUCCCCACUAUAAUUUAAAACCCCUUUUAUGGGGUCUUAAUGAGUUUUAUAAUAAUCCAGUCUCUAACCCGACAAUUAACUUGUGGACUUGCGGUCUAUAAGCAGUUCUGUUUAGAGGACAUAAUGUAUCACUAAAAGCUGCAUUUCUUUCCUGGUAAAAUAUUUUAUAAAUAAAUAAAUAAAUUAUUGAAUAAGCAAAAUCAAGGAACCCGAAUCUUUCAUUUUAUAAUGGUAUGAUUAUCAGUAUAAAGAAACAAUGAACAUCUGGUGAAGAAUAAGCGAUGGAGAAUGAUAUAUUAUUCACAUAGAGCAGGUAUGAAUACAGAUAUAAACCCACAUAAAGGGUCUGUCGUGACGAAACCGAUGGCCUCAGAUUCCGUACCCCAACUCGUGUAUAGCGAGCCCUGCCAAUAUACUUUCAUUCUCUUUUUUUUUUAAUUUUCAUUGGGAAAUCAUGGAAUGUAUUAAAAUUGGAGUUGAUGUUAAACAUGUUGCUUUGUGUUUGUUUUUUGAGCUGUGGGUUAAUGUUAAUGUUUCUUUAAGCAUGUUCAUAUUGGAUAUUCGGGGUAGAAUGUACAUUUAGUUGUAUUAUUGAUUUGCGGUUAUAUUGUUGUUAUCGUGUUAAUUUGUCCUUUAAUUGGUUUCAUUGAUUAACACGGUAUUGUUAGUUGAUAUUUCCUACCAAUAUUAGCUCGCAGGGUGUUUGUAGACUUAGUUCUGCUCAUGUACAACCACUGACAGAUAUCAGAAAAUUGAUUAAUUGUUAUAAAAAUGUUUUCUGUGGUUUAUGAAGUCUUUUUAAGUAUAGUAUUUAUCUGAUAACUUUGUUAAGGCAUUUAUUGUGAGUGCUUGGGUCUGCCUCUAUGACGUAUGGUAUCAAAAACUGAACUGAAAAUGGUAAAAGUGAUCUUGUAAAUGAUCAGAAUGAUGAGUUUGUGAAGGUUCAGCAAUGUCGAUAAGUACAGAAUAAUAGGUUGUAAUUUACCCCAAUAUGUCGUACAUAUCGAGCAUGCACCAAGCUUUGAAUGAAUUCAGAGAUUCUUUUCUGAUUAAUAACUCUGACUAAGUUGAUCUUCUUUCUAUCUAUGAAAAAAAAAAAAAUACAAUUUCUACCUACUACGGCGAGAAUAAAAGCACACAUUGCAUCUGAUUGAAAUGUAUAAAUAUAAAAGAUUACGUCUGCUCACCUCAUUCUUUUACCAAAAGCCUUUCUUCCUACCAGAAAAGCUGGGAAUAUUUACUAAAGUUGCAUCAUAAAGCCUAGAAUAUGGCAGAUAUCCUAAGUGGGCCUCCAUUGCCCAAGGUGAUGACAGUAAGCCCAGGUUAAAAGACACCAGGUCCUGUGUCCCUGGAUACAAAUAUAUUGCUUAGUGUAAGGAGAGUGACAUACAAUUGUAUGUCUCCUAUAAAAUCUCUUGUGCCUCUCAUCAUUACCCCUAGAAUGCAGGUACCGACUAGGACAGGGGUAGGCGAGCUUCGGCACUCGAAAUGAACUACGUCUCCCAGAAUGCACUUGGAUAUUAAACACAGCUGCCCAACCAACCUCCCACAUCAAAGUGACCUCCCAAUAUAAUUAUUUGUAUACUCCUUGUAAUAUAAAAAUAUUUUGUAAUUCAGUAGCAGAAGAUUUUAAAUGACUGUAAUCACUUUUCUGUAAAUGGCAAGAUUGAAUAAAACAUUGAGUGCUUAUAUUAACCCCUUUCAUGACACUCCAUUCCUUUAACUGUGUAUUGAAGAUUAGCGGUUAAAGACACAAGUCCAGCCCCGGCACACAUUGUACGGGAGGAGGCGCAAUAAAAGCAUUGGAUCUGUUUCUGCUCCUCUUCUUUACUUUAUAUAAAUGGCUGAAUGUCUAACAAUGAUUGACAGGGAUCCAAAAUGGAGACACCUAGUUCCAUCUCAGAGCUAUAUACAGAGGGGGUGAAAUUUAACACUUAAUUUAUUUAAGACUUUCCAUCUCACAAUCUCAUAUCUAUUAAAUAGAAGGAUAUGUGAACGUGACAAUAAAACUGGUGGGAAGGGACUCUCCUCCUUUAAGUCAUUGAGAAUGUGUUUUUAGAUAUGUUAAUACACAUUUUUACUUGGUACUGGCACACCUAAUAUUAUCUAUUUUUAUUCAGCCAGCAUAUAUGGAGAGGAAGAUCCUUUCAUAUACGGUAAGUAAACCCCUUUAUAAUCUUUAUAGCUCACGUUGUGGCCAAUAAUUACAAUUGUUGCCUAAAAGGCACAGGCAGGGCAGGCCAUGCACAUUAAGGCAUUUUCCAAUGAUUCAUUUGUUUCAGAGGGAAGACUGGGACAAAGUUCUAAAACUGGAGACAAUGGUAGACCUAAUAGGAUAUUCCUGAUGGUUCUUCUGGUUUCCAUGGUUAUUGCUCCACUUUUCGAAAUGUCCCCAUUUUUCCAUUAGUGAUACUUUUUAAAUCCUCUGCUUUUGUGUUUGUGCGCACGUUACACGUUACAGUUCAUUCAGUUGUUAACAUGCAGCUCAUUGUUUAGUGAGUAUAAUUUGUCGGUUUUCAGCUAGAUGAAUUCUACAUUUUGUUUUAGACUUUUUACAAAUAUUAGUAUUUAGGGAGCCCAUCCGCCACUCAGGGGUGGGGCCAGGGGGGAGGACAUUAGGUCCCCCCCCCUUAUUCCAAUGCCGAACCGAACCGAACAUUUUCCCCAUGCACGUGCCUAUUAAAGGUUCUUUUUCUAGGAUUUUUUUAGUGAUUAGUUUAAAGAAACUAAACCAACACACAAUAAUAGGUCAAAUUAAUACUAAUCUCUCCGGCUUCCAGCAUCACACUCCUCUCUGAUGGUCAUUUAAACCCAUUCGGCAAGGUAGCUGAUGUGAGACAGUUCAGACAGUUUUUACACCAUGUUUUGUGGAAACAUCUUAAAAAUCAUUGUUUGAUGCCUGCAGUUGGCACAUGCAGUCAUAAAUGGCACAAGAAGGUGUUGGGUCAGGGCCGGCGCGUCCAUAAGGCGGCACAGGCGGCCGCCUUAGGGCGCACGGGCUCUGGGGGCGCAAUAUUUCAGUGACCGGCAGGAGGGAAGCUCUCCCUCCUGCCAGGCCACCAUCUCGACCCCCGGCGCAGCGUGCGGCAGUGCUGUGAUCAGGCGCGCGAGGGAGCUCUAAUCUCCACGCUCUGCUCCCUCGCGCGCUGCCUACUGAUGCCGCGGGAGCCGGAAUAUGACGUCAUCAGUAGGCAGCCCGCGAGGGAGCAGAGGGUGGAGAUUAGAGCUCCCUCGCCGCGCCUGAUCACAGCACUGCCGCACGCCUCCCAGCAGCCCCAGGGACCGAUCCAUCAUCCACACCAGCUCUCCAGGUAGGGAGGCUGGGUGGAAAAUGUGUAUUUAUAAAAUAAUUAGUGAAUGUAUGUGAUGUGUGUCUGUGAGUGACAGUGUGUGUGUCUGUGAGUGACAGUGUGUGUGUGUCUGUGAGUGUGUGUGUGUGAGUGACAGUGUGUGUAUCUGUGAGUGACAGUGUGUGUGUCUGUGAGUGACAGUGUGUGUGUCUGUGAGUGACAGUGUGUGUGUAUCUGUGAGUGACAGUGUGUGUGUGUCUGUGAGUGACAGAGUGUGUGUGUCUGUGAGUGACAGAGUGUGUGUCUGUGAGUGACAGAGUGUGUGUCUGUGAGUGACAGAGUGUGUGUGUCUGUGAGUGACAGAGUGUGUGUGUCUGUGAGUGACUGUGUGUGUGUGUCUGUGAGUGACUGUGUGUGUCUGAGUGACUGAGCGUGUGUCUGUGAGUGACUGAGCGUGUGUCUGUGAGUGACAGUGUGUGAGUGACAGAGUGUGUGUGUCUGUGAGUGACAGAGUGUGUGUGUCUGAGUGACUGAGCGUGUGUGUGAGUGACAGUGUGUGUGAGUGACAGUGUGUGUGAGUGACAGAGUGUGUGAGUGACAGAGUGUGUGAGUGACAGAGUGUGUGAGUGACAGAGUGUGUGAGUGACAGAGUGUGUGUGUCUGUGAGUGACAGAGCGUCUGUGUGUGUGUGUGUCUGUGAGUGACAGAGUGUGUGUGUCUGUGAGUGACAGCAUGUGUGUGAGUGUGUGUGUCUGAGUGAUUGUAGGAGUGUGUCUGCAUGUCAGUGUAUGAUGAGUAUGUUUGUCAUUGAGUCUGUGUGUGACUAUCAGUGUGUCGGUCAAUGAGUGUCAAUCAGUGUGGGUCUGUCAGUGUCAAUGAAUGAGUGUGUGACAAAUCAAUGAGUCUGUGUCUGUCAGUGACGUCUGUGUGUUUGUCAUUGAGUGUGUGACUGUCAGUGUGUACAGAGUGUAGCGGAGCAGAGCGCGGUACAGGAACUUCUGUUUCCUGUACCUGGCCAGACUGACAAGAGGUGCUCACAGAGAGAGCACUCCCUGUCAGUCCGGCCGGGUACAGAAAACUGAAGCUCCUUUAGGGGAUCUGCUCCACUCGGCAAUGCAACAAUAGAGGUAGGAGGCACACCAGGAAGGGGAGUGUGACCACUAAAGGGGUGUGGGGUGCACCAAGGGACAGGGAGGGAAUGGGAGAGAAACACCAAGAGACAGGGAAAAGAGGGGGGAGGGGAGAAGAACACUAAGGGGAAGGGAAGGGACUACUAAUGGUCAGGGAGGGGAGAGGGGCUGGUUAAGAGGCACAUAGGUGAAGAUGUUUUUUUUCGGGGGGGGUGCGGGGGGGCGGAAAAAGGCAUCUUCGCCUAUGUACCUAAAAAUCCAAGCACCGGCCCUGUGUUGGGUUGGCCUUUCAUGUAAGAUAAGGGCUCUGUAGACACACAAUUUGUAGGGUAAUAUUCUAAGUGUGAAGCAAUCAGCAGAGAUAUUCUAUUGUUUCCAUGGUGAUUGUCCCGGAAUUCCACUUUACCAAUGAACCCCUAUGAUGUUUUAACUUAUUAACAUGUACAUUUCUAAUUCUUCUUGUGCAAUUCAUGUAUUUUUCCUGUGAUUCAGAUUAUGACACACUUCGGAUGACCGGACUUAUUCUUGCCAUUGUCAUGUUCGUUUUGGGUAUCGUCAUCGCUCUGAGUAAGUUUUUCUUCGGCCUCAAGCGCACCCUCGCCCUUUUAUGAUCACCGAAAACUUCUCACAAAUUGGAAUCACGGUGAUGAGAUUUUGGAACUUUGUUUUUUUUAUUUACAUUUUCUUACUGUUUAUUUUUUUGUUAAUGUCUUUGAAACUUGAAUUCCGCUUGUUCUAUCUUGAAUUAAUUUGACUUUCAUACUGCUGCAAUUUGCUUAGUUAGCCCUACCCAGGUCCAUCAGUUUAUACCUAGUUCCUCAUCUUAAUGAGCAUCUCCAAGUUUUCCUGAGUUUGUCCAAUCAGAGCCACUGCUGACUUCAAAAAGAAACUCAACCCUUAAACAUUGUGUGAAGGAUACGUCCAAGAAGCAAGUUACUGUCAGAUUUCUCCUGAAAUUAUCAACUUGCAAAAGCUGUCAUUGUAAGUUGCUGGAAAACACAUCUGGGCCCCCAUGAGUGGAUGAAUGCAAGAAGAGUUGGCCUCAAUUAUAUUUACAUCACCAAUGGCUCAUUGUUGACCUUACCUUUCUUACUGUCAAUAAACUUACUGAUACAUUUAAUAGAUGUUACCAGUAGAGUACAUUUUCUGGUACAAUGUGCUAAUAAGUGAGGCAGCGUUUGAAAAGAAAUUAAAUGUAACACCUUGUUAGCGAUCUUACUCCAGACUGGUAGUCCCUGUGAGAAUAUCUAUUCAUACAUUAAUAAAGCUACGCAGGUAGAAAAGGUAUCAAGAGUGGUAUAGAUCCAAAGACCCCAUAAACAGCUCUAACUAAAUGCAGACCACAUACAGCUGCUUGGAUUGCUAAGUCAUACCAUAAUCACUUCAGUGUCCCCAUACAUUUCGGGUUUUUAAUUGACUACAAGUUGUGGAGUGAGUUUGUGUUAGUUAGACAAGGUAAUUAAUGUGUGUUCAGAAAUAUUUGUAGGGAUCCAAAAUAAUUAUCCGACACAGGAAUUGUUUUAUUUUUAAAAGGAUGUAUCUUUUUAGAGUUAAAGAAACAUUAUUCUGAUCAGGGAAAGGACUGAGCUGGACGUUUCAUUUUUUGGUGUACUUUUUAAAUGUCAUCCUAGGAAUUUAUUUAAAUUGUAUGAAUGGGCAGCCACUCACAAUGUGGAGAAAUAUUUCUUUAAAGAUUCAAACAGAUUCUAAUUAGCUUUAUUACGUUCAUAACUUGCUUUCAUUUAAUGUUAAUUAAUUCACAGCUGCGGACCAAAAUGGCUUCAAAGCAAUGUUUGUUUGUUUGUUUUGCCUCUUUUCAUGUCUAAAGAUGGGAUUGUGAAUUUCUAAACAAAUGCAAAUAUUUUGGUUACCAUGUAAACAAAGGCUUAACUCUCUCAGUAAACUGGUAAGAAAAGCUUUCUGAAAAUCUCCCAGAGUUCCAAUUAAUGAUUCCCAUUCAGGAUAUUUAAUAAUAACAGGGUUAUAAAGUGAAUUAUAAGUGGAUUUCAUAUUUAAUGCCAGAUAAUCGAACCAAAACAAUAACUUAGAGAAGGUUUUCAGUGUCCGUGUUUUGACCUUAAAUUUAAAAUGUACUUUGAAUUCUCAUUGUAGUGAAAAGCCCUGUAUGUUUAGUUAUCCCUCUAUUUAACACAAAUAAAAUGAAAUGUAGAAACCCACAGAUUAAAAUCCUGUAACUGUUCCGGUCAGUCAGUCAGCACAGAGAGAGCAUACAGAGACGAGGAGACAUGGAUAACCAGAUUGAUGAAUUGCAUGGACUAAACUGGAAUGUGAUAGUUCUGUUAAAUAUUUUAGAUUAUUCUAAUUGGAAAGAAAUCCUCAUAUGACGUUUUAUUGAAAUUUAUUGAAGAUGUCUGUUUCUCUUUGUAUCGUCUUAUGAUCCUUCUGUUUGUUUUUUCUCUUACAGGUAAUAAAUUUAAAUGCAAACAGAAGAAUGCAAAGUAAGUGUCCUUUCCCUCCCGAUCCUGAUCUGUGUGUUCGCCCCCCUCCCGCGUCUCUCUAACUGUCCUUUUCUAGACGCAGUCCCUGCUGAGGCCUUCAAUGCCAUUUUAAAAUCUUUCCCAUUGACAGCAAUGCCUGGCUUUAUUUGAUCUCGAUAUCUUCCCAGUGAGCGGCUGUCUCUGCAUGAACUCUCACCAUUUACUUCCCUAUAGAUUCCGGAGACACCUGAGGAAAACGUCCAUUUAAUAUCCCCAUUAGUGGCCGUCACCCUAUGGUGAACAGUCCUUUAUUGAAACUCAUAUUAAUGAAAUCCCAUGCUGUUUGCAUAGGUCAUCUGAACGCUUAAAGCAAUCCAGAACAAAACCGUCUUCAUAUUCCAUUCGUUUAACUCUGUGCUCGCCAACAUGUUCGCCUUCGAUAAUGCGCUGGCUCCUGUCACAGUCAAAAUACGGGAUUAACAUUGUCUGCACUGAAAUUCAUACUCUGCACCGCUUUCAUACUCUGCGCCGAAAUUCAUACUCUGCGCCGAAAUUCAUAGCCUGCACCAAAAUUCAUACUCUGCGCCGCUUUCAUACUCUGCACCGAAGUUCAUAGCCUGCACCGCGUUCAUAGCCUGCACCGCGUUCAUAUUUUGUGGGUCCCUCUGUGCGCUCCCUGAAGGUGUCUUUGUUAGUUAAAAAAAAAAAAAAAAAAUCACACAGUGAAAAACUACAAUCCAGCAUUUAACCCAAAUUUAGAGUAAAAAAAAGGAGAUACAAAUAGGCACAAAUGGUUCUGUUUUUAUUGGCAGUUUUUUUUAAAAUAUCAAAUUAACUAAGAAAAACAAAGGGAAGCUAAAAUCUUUAUAAAUAUAUUAUCUUGGCAUCCGAAGACUCAAUCCCUAAACACUGAAAUUAAGGGAAGUUUCACUGUCUGGGACUGACAAUCCUAAAAUAUUGUUUAAUCUCACAUUAGUUCAAUUAAUUCUAAAUCCAUUUAAUAAAUCAGGAAUCAUUUGAAUUGACCAGAAACAGUCCCAUUACAGGAAGAAGCUAGGGCUGUGAAUAUGGGAUGAGGUCAUUCGGGGACGUGUUCUGUGACUUCAUGACCUAUCUCUGGCUGAUCAUAGAAUUCUUAAAACAGUUUUUAGUUAUUUAGUGGAAAACCAAAUUAGUUAAUAUACACAAACUCCCUUAGACUUCAAUUAUCAGACAAACAGGGCUGCCAUCAGAAAUUUUGGGGCACCUUACACAGCUCAAGGUCUGGGCCCCUGGGACCUUCCCCGAGUCCAAUCACAAGCCCUAUCCUGAGUCCACCUGCAAGGAUGCAAUGUGUGUGUAGUAGAUGCAGUGUGUGUGUAAAGUGGAUGCAGUGUGUAUAUAGUGAUAUAGUGGAUGUGAUGUGUGUGUAAUGGAUGCAGUGUGUGUAGUGGAUGCAAUGUAGUGUGUGUAGUGAGUGUGCUGUGUGUAGUGGAUGCAAUGUGUAUAAAGUGUGUUUGUGUAAUGUAUGCAGUGUGUAUAAAUAUGUGGGGUAGGAUAGUGGCUGCAUUCUGCAGGGUAAAAAAGGAUUAAAAAAAAAAAUUAUAUAUAUAUUAAUAAAUUAUAUUUUAUUCACCUCUCCGUGUCUCUUGCAUGUGGCAAGGAGGGGGAAUACUGCACUCUCUGGUGGUCCGGUGGCACUGGUUCUAUAUAACAAAGAGGGGGCAUGGUCAAUGCUAUCUUCAGUUUCUGGCAGUCAGGGGCCCGUCUGCAGGAGCACAUUUAUUUAGCGAUAAUUGCUUUGUAUGUGUUUAUAUUGGGAAUGUGGGGCCCUGGCCCCAUACAGCCGUAUCUCCCAUAGCUCCUGAGCAGGCUAGGACCCAUUGGACACCCAGGUCAGGAUUGUCAUGCCCUGCAGACAGAAACGAAUGGUGAAACUUUUAGCAUAUUACUUACAAUAUUACAGUUAAAUAAUAUAUUUCAUUUCUUUUAAUAAUGUUACUGUAGCCUGUGACACAGUGACUGUGCCAAAAAUAGUCAGUGUUGUUUGGCUCUACAUUUUCGAGAAGCACAUUUCUCCUAUGUCUUUUGUGAUAGGUUAGUGGUGUUCAGGAGUUCAGGUAAAAGAAAUAAUAUAUAUUUUCUAGCCUUGAGAACUGCAAGGAAAUCCCGGGAGAGUUCAGUAAUUACAAGUAAUUAGAUACUUUGUCUCUGGAGACCUGAGUCGUUUGAGAAUGAGAGGCUUUUCUCAUCAUAAAUGAAUUCUGUCUCAAAAAUUAAACUGUUUUCUUUUCCUGCCACAUCCAAUUUUGUGAAGGGGUAACAGAUAUUAAAAUUCCUUGAGCUGUUUAAUAAAUAUUCUGGGAAAUUUCCUGAGGAUGAGAGUUUCUGACUAGUGUAACCCCCCCACGACCUAUCAUGCGCAAAAGAGAACUAUUACAAAUAUCAAAUAAAGCGUCGCUAUUUCUGGAAAGAUGUUGGAGGCACGGGAUCACGCUCCCAAUAAUGUGUUAUAAUUGGUUUGAGAUCUUACCUUGAGAGCUUACUGUUUGACUUCCCACAACUGGGCCGCACUGCCCUCACAAAGUUUUCUUCACGGAGGACAAUGUGACCCAGUUCCUUCACAAUUCUACUUCAUCACUGGAUGGGCUCUACGCAAGUUAUACAGAUCUGUUAAUCAAUAAUUAGAUGUAUAGUAUAGGGCUAUUCCAGCUAGGGAAACAAAUAUGACAUAGUGCAACACUGUGUGUAGUAAUGCUAAAUAUAAAGAUAAGUGCCAAGUGAUCACUCACACUUUGACAUCAAAUAAAAUGCCUUCAGAAAUAUGUUGGUGUGCGUCUUCUUGCUUCAGUACUUGGUAGAUGUUAAUCUCAUAUAGAAAAGAGAUAAGGUGAAAAAAAAUUAUGAAAUGACUGUAUAGAUAAAGUGCAAAAAAUAGCAUUUAUUACUUACAUCAAAGUAAAUAAUAGCAGAUAAUGAUAAAUGGGUUCAGUAUUGGACCAACGCGUUUCGUCCCUAUUAGGGACUUCCUCAGGCACAAUCUUUAACAAAAUGCUGGAUACAAAUGCAUACAAUCCUAACUAAAUCCCUCCCCUAAUAUAUACACCCCCCAAUUAGUCCCAAUAGUUGUUCCACAGCUAAAGGAAAACUGAACCACCUGUGAAACAACUAUUGGGACUAAUUGGGGGAUGUAUAUAUGUCAAAGUGUGAGUGAUCACUUGGCACUUAUUUUUAUAUUUAGCAUUACUACACACAGUGUUGCACUAUGUCAUAUUUGUUUCCCUAGCUGGAAUAGCCCUAUACUAUACAUAUAUUGAUUUGAAGAUAGGAGGAGAUCUUCGGGCAUAUUCUAUGCUAUUAAAGGGAAGUUGUUAAUAUUUAUAUUUUCCACUAAAAUCAGUUUUUGAAUGGUGUUACUGCAUCUGGACACCAAAAACACUUUUGUAAAUCUGUGAGCUUGUGAGAGACAUUAUCUUACCAAAUCAAUAAUUAGACUUUGCAAAUAUCAAAACAAGAUUCAAAUAAUUUAAUUCAUAAAAUACUUUUAUUUUCUUCGGACAUUUCUAUCUUUGCAAAGAAAAAUCGCUUUACCUGACUCUCUUUUCCAAACAUUUGCUCUGUCUAUGUCUCUCAUCUCUCACUGUCUAGAUCUUUUUGAUUCUGUGUCUCUGUUGAAGCAAAUCUAGACGUUGCCUUGCACAUCCUAUUUUGCUAGUUUUUAUAUUGUUUUAUCCUCUUUCUUACAGUGGAUCUCAAUCUGAUGGGAGACAACCACAUCAAACCCAAAGUAAGUUAUAUAGUUACAAAACAUUUCAAAAAAUGUAUAACAACCAAAACAACAACAAAACUUGUAACACAAACUUUGAAAAAAAGUUGCCUUUGACCUCAUCUGUUGGCAAACAGUUCAUGUACAGUUGCAAGAAAAAGUAUGUGAACCCUUUGGAAUGAUAUGGAUUUCUGCACAAAUUGGUCAUAAAAUGUGAUCUGAUGAUCAUCUAAGUCACAACAAUAGACAAUCACAGUCUGCUUAAACUAAUAACACACAAAGAAUUAAAUGUUGCCAUGUUUUUUUUGUACACACCAUGUAAACAUUCACAGUGCAGGUGGGAAAAGUAUGUGAACCCUUGGAUUUAAUAACUGGUUGAACCUCCUUUGGCAGCAAUAACUUCAACCAAACGUUUCCUGUAGUUGCAGAUCAGACGUGCACAACGGUCAGGAGUAAUUCUUGACCAUUCCUCUUUACAGAACUGUUUCAGUUCAGCAAUAUUCUUGGGAUGUCUGGUGUGAAUCGCUUUCUUGAGGUCAUGCCACAGCAUCUCAAUCGGGUUGAGGUCAGGACUCUGACUGGGCCACUUCAGAAGGCGUAUUUUCUUCUGUUUAAGCCAUUCUGUUGUUGAUUUACUUCUAUGCUUUGGGUCAUUGUCCUGUUGCAACACCCAUCUUCUGUUGAGCUUCAGCUGGUAGACAGAUGGCCUUAAGUUCUCCUGCAAAAUGUCUUGAUAAACUUUGGAAUUCAUUUUUCCUUCGAUGAUAGCAAUCCGUCCAGGCCCUGACGCAGCAAAGCAGCCCCAAACCAUGAUGCCCCCACCACCAUACUUCACAGUUGGGAUGAGGUUUUGAUGUGGGGGGGUUGUGCCUUUUUUUCACCACACAUAGUGUUGUGUGUUUUUUCCAAACAACUCAACUUUGGUUUCAUCUGUCCUCAGAAUAUUUUGCCAGUAAUGCUGUGGAACAUCCAGGUGCUCUUGUGCAAACUGUAAACAUGCAGCAAUGUUUUGUUUGGGCAGCAGUGGCUUCCUCUGUGGUAUCCUCCCAUGAAAUCCAUUCUUUUUCAGUGUUUUACGUAUUGUAGAUUCGCUAACAGGGAUGUUAGCAUUUGCCAGUGACUUUUGUAAGUCUUUAGUUGACACUCUAAGAUUCUUCUUCACCUCAUUGAGCAGUCUGCGCUGUGCUCUUGCAGUCAUCUUUACAAGAGGGCCACUCCUGGGGAGAGUAGCAGCAGUGCUGAACUUUCUCCAUUUAUAGACAAUUUGUCCUUCCGUGGACUGAUGAACAGCAAGGGAGAUACUUUUAUAACCCUUUUCAGCUUUAUGCAAUUCAACAAUUCUUAAUCGUAGGUCUUCUGAGAGCUUUUUUGUGCGAGGCAUCAUUCACAUCAGGCAAUGCUUCUUGUGAAAAGCAAACCCAGAACUGGUGUGAGUUUUUUAUAGGGCAGGGCAGCUGUAACCAACACCUCCAAUCUCGUUGUUUGGACUCCCGUUGGCUGACAUCUCACUCCAAUUAGCUCUUGGAGAUGUCAUUAGUCUAGUGGUUCACAUACUUUUUCCACCUGCACUGUGAAUGUUUACAUGGUGUGUUCAAUAAAAACAUGGCAACAUUUCAUUCUUUGUGUUUUAUUAGUUUAAGCAGACUGUGAUUGUCUAUUGUUGUGACUUAGAUGAUGAUCAAAUCACAUUUUAUGACCAAUUUGUGCAGAAAUCCAUAUAAUUCCAAAGGGUUCACAUACUUUUUCUUGCAACUGUAUACUUUUCAUUUGAUGGUCUGGUCAAAAUACUGUAAUCUUUUAAAUUCUUCUAUACAUAAUUUAACCCUUUUUUUCUACCUCUCUCUGUCCAUCAGCCUCUGCAGGAAGCGUAUAG
Molecule: messenger RNA, 26104 nt
Organism: Pelobates cultripes (western spadefoot toad)
Lineage: Eukaryota; Metazoa; Chordata; Amphibia; Anura; Pelobatidae
Source: the annotation of a GenBank genome assembly